AUGCAAAUCACCUCUGUGAUCGAUGUAGUUGCUGAAUACUUCAUCCUCUCACAAUCUGAUGAUGAUCUGGGUCUAGUCCGGCAGGUCAAAAUCAACAUCAACAUCAACAUCAACAUCAACAUCAACAUCAACAUCAACAUCAACAUCAACAUCAACAUCAACAUCAACAUCAACAUCAACAUCAACAUCAACAUCAACAUCAACAUCAACAUCAACAUCAACAUCAACACAUCAACACAUCAACACAUCAACACAUCAACACAUCAACACAUCAGACUCUUUCGCUAUUAUGGCUCAAGUAUUGUUUAA
Molecule: messenger RNA, 309 nt
Organism: Penicillium subrubescens
Lineage: Eukaryota; Fungi; Ascomycota; Eurotiomycetes; Eurotiales; Aspergillaceae
Exons: 3
Coding region: 1-309 (102 amino acids)
Source: RefSeq, a predicted model, not a curated record